AACCAGUAGAAGAGUCUCUGCUGGAAAAAUAUGGAUUCCCUGAAGCUGGAACAGAGACCAGAUGUUACACAAAUCAUGCACUGUCUUAUGACCAGGCAAAACGGGUGCCUAGAUGGGUGAUUGAACAUAUUUCAAAACAGAAGACGCUGGGCAAUGCGGACCGAAGGCACUGUAAAUUCCGACCAGAUCCUAACAUCCCUCUGAUGUUUAGUGCUGUCAAUGAAGACUACCUUGGGAGCGGAUGGUCACGAGGACACAUGGCGCCAGCAGGAGAUAACAAGUUUUCAACAAGAGCUAUGGCUGAAACGUUUUAUCUGUCCAACAUCGUGCCUCAGAAUUAUGAAAAUAACGCUGGAUUUUGGAAUAGAAUGGAAAUGUAUUGUCGGGAAUUGACCGAGAGAUUUGAGGAUGUUUGGGUAGUUUCUGGGCCUCUGACCUUGCCUCAAACAAAUGAUGAUGGAAAGAAGAGCGUUACUUAUCAGUUGGCAGUUCCGACCAUCUCUGUGAGGAAGGUGACAACUGUCCUCGUUUUCAGGCGGAUAAAUGAGUCAUGGUUAGGGGAUGUGACCAAUGCCACAUAA
Molecule: messenger RNA, 581 nt
Organism: Eurypyga helias (sunbittern)
Lineage: Eukaryota; Metazoa; Chordata; Aves; Eurypygiformes; Eurypygidae
Product: nuclease EXOG, mitochondrial-like
Exons: 5
Biological process (GO): apoptotic DNA fragmentation
Cellular component (GO): mitochondrial inner membrane; nucleus
Molecular function (GO): single-stranded DNA endonuclease activity; RNA endonuclease activity; nucleic acid binding
Source: RefSeq, a predicted model, not a curated record